Rubroshorea leprosula is the source of this 1865-nucleotide messenger RNA. Lineage: Eukaryota; Viridiplantae; Streptophyta; Magnoliopsida; Malvales; Dipterocarpaceae. The record is from the annotation of a GenBank genome assembly.
CCACUCCUAAACACAAGGAAUAACCCAUUUCCUAAUUUCCAUCUCUCCGCCCUAGCCUAGAAAAACUAAACCAGCAAUACCAAAAUGGGCUCUGAAUCUCUUGUUCACGUUCUACUUGUUUCUUUUCCUGGCCAAGGCCAUGUGAACCCUCUCCUCAGGCUUGGCAAGAAACUUGCCUCAAAGGGCUUGCUUGUCACCUUCACCACUCCGGAAACAACAGGAAAGCAAAUGAGGAAAGCAAGCAAUGUAAGUGAGGAGCCAACUCCCGUUGGUGACGGUUACAUCCGGUUUGAAUUCUUUGAGGAUGGAUGGGACGAGGAUGAGCCGAGACGUCAAGAUCUUGAUCAGUACUUGCCACAGCUGGAGAAAAUUGGGAAAGUUGUGAUUCCUGAUAUGAUCAAGAGAAACGGAGAACAGGGCCGUCCUGUGGCUUGUCUCAUUAACAAUCCAUUCAUUCCCUGGGUUUCUGACGUUGCGGAGAGUCUUGGAUUGCCCUCGGCAAUGCUUUGGGUGCAGUCUUGUGCUUGUUUUGCGGCUUAUUAUCAUUACUAUCAUGGGUUGGUGCCUUUCCCGAGCGAAGCUGAUCCUGAAAUUGAUGUUCAAUUGCCUUAUAUGCCAUUGCUGAAGUAUGACGAAGUUCCCAGCUUCUUGCAUCCGACUACUCCUUACCCUUUCCUGAGGAGGGCUAUUCUGGGUCAGUACAAGAGCCUUGACAAGCCUUUUUGCAUAUUGAUGGAGAGUUUCCAAGAACUUGAGCCCGAAAUCAUUGAGUACGUGUCUAAGCUCUGCCCCGUCAAGCCUGUUGGUCCCCUGUUUAAGAAUCCUAAAGCACCAAACAGCACUGUACGCGGCGACUUGAUGCCACAGGCUGACGACUGCAUUGAUUGGCUCAACACCAAGCCAUCUUCAUCAGUCGUGUACAUCUCAUUUGGAAGUGUUGUUUACCUGAAACAAGAACAAGUGGAUGAGAUCGCCCAUGGCUUGUUGAACUCUGGAAUUUCCUUCCUAUGGGUCAUGAAGCCACCACAUAAAGAUUCCGGUUAUGAGCUCCUCACGCUUCCGGAAGGAUUCUUGGAGAAGGUAGGAGAUAAUGGGAAGGUAGUCCAAUGGAGUCCACAGGAAAAGGUGUUGGCUCACCCAUCGGUUGCCUCCUUCGUGACACACUGCGGCUGGAACUCGACCAUGGAGUCACUUUCUUCAGGCAUGCCAGUUGUCGCGUUCCCACAAUGGGGUGAUCAGGUGACUGACGCCGUGUAUUUGACCGAGCUGUUCAAGACUGGCAUUAGGAUGUGCAGAGGAGAGGCCGAAAACAGGAUAAUUCCAAGGGAUGAAGUUGAAAAGUGCUUAAAAGAGGCCACCGUGGGACCCAAGGCAGAGGAGAUGAGGCAAAACGCUUUGAAGUGGAAGGCGGCGGCCGAGGCAGCCAUCGCGGAGGGUGGUUCUUCCGACAGGAACUUACAAGCGUUUGUGGAUGAGGUAAGGAGGAGGAGUGUAGAAAUUGGGACUGGCAAAUCAACGAACGGUGUUGCUGAGGACUUGGUCAAGAAGUCAACGGCCAAUAUGAACGUGGAAUUGGUGGCUUGAGGGAUGGUUGUCACGUGUGCGAUUGGAUAAAAGGCAGUUUUUAUUUUUAUUUUCUUAGUUUUAAGUGUGUGGUAAUAAUAAUAAAAAUAAUCAGAUUGCUUUUAUUAGGAGUAGUUGGGGGCCGCCGUUAUGAGUUGAAUUAAAUUUUAAUUUAUGUUCUAAAAUUGCAACAUGAAGUGGGUGUCGGUGGGUUAGGGGCGUGCAGUGUUUGUCUUUCAUUAUUGUCAGUUUCAUGUUAUGAAAAUUCUAACUUUGUUCUAUCCCCUACGAUGAAUGGUUUG